ACAAACCAAAGAGCGCAUGAGAGAGAGAGAGAGAGAGAGAGCGAGAGAGGGAGAGAGAGAGAGAGCAAGAGAGAGAGCGACUGCAAUGAUGAUCGACGCCAGCCUGCCACCACUCUGUAGCAGCGAGUGGCUGCAACAAAAGCACAGAAUAGCAUCCCAGCUCCUCUCCUCCGCUCUUUUUCCCCUCACCGCAUCUCUCUCUUCCUCUGUGCCGAAAACUCCAGACAGAGCUGCAGAGAAUUGACGUCGCUAGCGCAGCCCCUGCCUGCCAUCAACAAGUUAGGGAUGAAGGACGUUAAACAGUGAAAGAGGAAUGCGUGAUCUUCAAUUAACCAAUUGAGCUGACAUCAUUGCAGUGGAAAUGCAAAGAGGCAGCUAAGGGACGAAGGAUCUGCUCAGCAGUGUCGCUUUGGAUGCUAACUUCAAAAUUAAGGAUUCUUGGAAGGCAAAUAAUGCUCGUCUUUUCUUAAUCUGGGAAUUGAAUAGCGGCGAGGAAAACAAGGACCGAGCAAAUAACUGCAUCCCAGGACAUGGAAUUCCUGAAUUUGGUUCAAGUGGGGGGGCUGCUCAGCACUGCUUUAUUUUUGAAGAGCCUGAUUCCUUUUGUAUUUACUCAAAAGGUUUUUUCCCCCUUGGAUUUCUCUUCCAUCUGGCUGCUCCAAAAGUCUGCGGAAAAAGACAGUUGAAUGCAGCCUCCGAUGUACACAAAAGAAUGGGUUUCCAUUCAAGGUGGCCAUUGGUGGGAAGAGCACCAGCGGCACUUUGUGUGAUCAGCAUGCUACUGUGCCUCCCUCCCGUGUCAUGCACAACCUGCCCUCAGAAAUGCCGAUGUGAAGACCUGCAGUUUUACUGCGACACGCAGGGCCUCCUGGCGCCCCCAGACGGCGUGGAUAAAGGGGCCCUCGGACUGUCCCUCAGACACAACGGUAUCAGUGACCUUAGCCCAGACCAGUUCUUCGGUUUCACCCAGCUUACUUGGCUCCACCUGGAUCACAACCAAAUAACCAACGUGCAUGAGGAUGCCUUCCAGGGGCUGUACAAGCUCAAGGACCUUAACCUGAGCUCCAACCGCAUCACCAAGCUGCCAAACACAACCUUCAUCCACCUCAUCAACCUGCAGAUUUUGGAUCUCUCUUUCAACCAGAUGACAGCUUUGGAGCCCGAGCUCUUUCACGGGCUCCGGAAGCUCCAGAUUCUUCAUCUACGGUCGAACUCCCUGCGCACGACACCCGUCCGGGCAUUCUGGGAUUGCCGGAGCCUGGAAUACCUCGGCCUGAGCAACAACCGGCUCCGUAGCCUGGCCCGGAACGGCUUCGCCGGGUUAAUUAAACUCCGGGAGCUCCAUUUGGAACACAAUCACUUGACCAAGAUUAACUUGGCACACUUUCCUCGCCUGGUUGCCCUCCAAUUCCUUUAUCUACAGUGGAACAAGAUAAACAAUUUAACUUGUACCAUGGAAUGGAAAUGGACAACUCUGGAGAAACUGGAUCUAACUGGGAAUGAAAUACGAGUGCUUACCUCCGAUGUGUUUGAAACUUUGCCCAACCUAAAGAUCCUGCUGCUGGAUAACAACAAACUGACCAGCCUCGAUACCCAAACCAUGGAUAUGUGGAAGUCCCUAAACUUUAUCGGGCUUUCCAGCAACAUGUGGGAAUGUACCAAACGGAUCUGCAAUUUGGCCACUUGGCUAAGCACGUUUAGGGGUCGAUGGGAGCAUUCUAUCCUCUGUUACACUCCUGACUACGCACAGGGCGAGGAAAUAUUGGACGCGGUUUACGGAUUUCAACUUUGCCAAAAUUUCUCAGCACCGGUUCUACUGACCAGUACUACCACGGAGGCCAUGCUCCCCGAGAUAACAAGCUCUCUGUUUGGAAAUGCGCAGACCCCUACGCAAGACUUCUAUGCAGAGGAUUUUGGGAGCUUUACGAUUGUUACUACUACUACUACUACUACCACUGCUACUACUACUACUACUACUAAAACCACCCAACCACCAAGCACUGCCCUGACAACCACCCUGACGGUGGAGGAGGCAGAUACAGUUACAGAGGACUACUCUGCCAUGGACAACACAUUGCUGACCCAGAGGGUCAUUAUUGGCACUAUGGCUCUGUUGUUUUCCUUCUUUCUCAUAAUUUUUGUAGUGUAUAUAUCACGAAAAUGCUGCCCUCCCACUCUAAGGCGGAUCCGCCAUUGCUCGGCCAUUCAGAACCGGCGACAGAUGAGGACCCAACAGAGACAGCCAAUGGCGGACCUGGCAACGCAGGUGCCCUAUAAUGAGUACGAGCCUACUCACGAGGAGGGUGCUCUCGUGAUCAUCAAUGGCUACGGGCAGUGCAAAUGUCAGCAACUGCCUUACAAAGAGUGUGAAGUAUAAAAACUUUAUUUAUUCCUGCAGUUGAUGGGUUUAGCAUUUGUCCAUUUUGAAAAGAAACAGGGUUUGCUUCUGGACUUUUUUUCCUUUUCGGUUUGUAAGCCUAUUUCUUUGGAAUUGUUAGCUUUGAAAUCCAUGAAAGCUUGACAUGACUGGGUUGAACCUGAUAAAGAGGAAAUAGAGAAAUUCACAAGUUUAUUUUUGUAAUACAAAUGCAAGGUUCAUAUCUAGCUGGGGCAAUCAAUCUCAGCAGAGGAAAGCUGGAUGUGGGAUGUGUCAUAGCAUCACUGGGGUUUGUGUAUUCUAUGUAUUCUGCAGCACAGAGGAGAUGAGAAAAUCUAUAGCCAAACCGCCUGGAACCUUGUGCUCCAGACAACAGUUCAUAAAAAAGACAUAUCUUCUGAUAAAUGAUGAAAUUCUGUUUCGUGAAAAAUAGUGUUGCAUAUGCUGAGCAGUGCAAAUUUCAAAAGGAUUAAUAAAAAAAGAUUUUUAUGGCGUCUGUUAGCCAACACUAUAGAUCUUGAAUUAACAUUUGGGGAGAGGAAAUAAAUGAUUAAGAGACAUACAAAGCAUAUUUUUUACCUUUUCUAAGUACUGCUACAAAUUAUGCCACAAGAUUAUAUCUAGGUUUGACCAGGGAAAUCAGAUCACUCACGUUACUUAGCUUCCUCAUGGAGCAGAAACGAUAGUCUCACUUUGAUAGAGACUUAAAUUUGAACUAAUGAGAACACUUAACAGCCUUCCCGUUUCUGCAUUUGGAUAAAUUCAAUAAACUCUGUCCUCUUCCUUGAAAUCUCAAAAGCCUGGCACUUUGUGUAAAAAGGUUAAUGUCCAAUAUGGCUCUGCACUGAUUCUGACAAAAUGCUCGCUCUGCUAUUAAAAGAGACAGUUCAUUUGUCAUUGCACAUUUACAUAAGAUGGCUUCAAAUGCUGACAUCCUCACUGUGAUAGUACAAUGCUGCUUAGACCACCGCAACGUUAAUGAAAAGACCACCGAGGUAUGCUACAUUACCAAAACACCAGCAAGAACAGGGAAGGGAAAUAAACGGCAAAACGUAACAGGUAAAGAAAGACACGGGCAACAGUCUCCUAAAAAUAAAUGCAUACGCUCUGCAUCGCACUGCUCGAAUGCAGCAAAGAGCAUAAUGGCACCUGACAGCCUCAACAUUGAGUCAAUUAAGCCUGGGGAAAACGAAUCUAAUAUUCCGUCACCCAAACCUUUGCCCCAGCAAGACUCAGCCUUCUCAGCCGGUACAGAUGUAAAACUCACUGCCGGUCUCUUUUUCAUGGAAACAAGACAGUUCUGUUACUUUAUAGCCACAGUCCCGCUGGUCCAUGACAUCAAAAAGCCUUUUUGUCCGAGCGAGAUAUGGGUAGGGUGAGAAUAAGAGCGAGGACAAGAAAGGGACGUCAAAGCGGAGAGAGGCUGAAGCGUAGCGCAUCUCUCAUAAGAGCAUGCGGAGGAUGGCUGGGUCAGAAGACAUUUGUAUGCAGCACAGAGAAGACAGACAUUAGUAUCAAACCAAAGCAGCCGCGACGACUGCAGCGGGUCUCUGUGUCGCAAUCGGGUGUUGGGGGGCAGUGAUGCGCGAGUGGGGCAUGCAAACACCAGUCAACGUCUAACCCAACUGAACGAGCACCUUAUGUCCUGUAGUGUAGCUCAAUCAGGAUCCAAAUUCAUUAGAGGAAACUGCAUGAUAACACCAUGGGCAAGAAUUCAAACCCCACUGCUGCCCUCAUAUUGCCUCAUUCCUGAAAUAAUUAUUCAUCAACUUGUAGCUUAAGGGAAAGCAGCUAAAAAUAAGCUAUAAACGCAUCAUCAAGUCAUAUCCUGGCAUAGGGGGGUUCUCAGUAGAGACUGGCAUAAAUAAAGCACACCUAAUGAUAGUGUUUGACAAAUAUGGCACAGGACAUAAGUAACUGUCCAACAUUAAUUAGGCAUGUCUGAGACACUAUUGGAGUUAAAAGCCCACAGAACAGUAGGAAAAACCCAAAUGACAGCAGUUAAGUGCUGUUGGUCGAGAGUAAUGCUAAAGAAAUGUAGCUAACCAUGUCUGUGCAUCAGCUGGAUAUUAACAAACCAAACAGUACUUGAUGAAUUUAGAGAAAACAUAUGCUGAGCAAAGAACAUUCAACAUUUAAAAAAGGAUUUGAAUUAUGUGAAACUAUCAUUUACUUUCUGUAUUCUUUUAAUUCACCUUGCUUAAGAAAACAACUACACAUACAACAUCCCAAAAAAACAGAAAAAAAAUAUCAAGCCUUACAUCCUCACCUGAUAGUUUAAACGUACAGUACGGUGCAAAAGUUUUACGCACAUGCACCCAAUAAAUAAGAGUUCAGAUGCAAACCCUUAUACAUGUUUUCUCAAAAAUUGUUUUUAUCAACCUAAAAAAUAUACAGGGGGAUAAUACUGUCCCUUAAUUUGCACUAUCCAACCACAGCACUACCAUUUAGAGCAGAGAUCUCUAUUUGCAUUUAAAAGGACACACCCAAAAUGACACAUUUUUGCUCACACCUACAAAGUGGGAAUUUUAAGAUAUGAUAAUAAAUGAUCUGUGGGAUAUUUUGAUCUAAAACUUGAUAACCAUAUAAUAUGUCCCAAGAGUGUUUUGUUAAUAUUAUUUUGGGAUUUAGCAGUUUUUGCAUCUGAGCUCCUCCAAGUUUUUAAGCCAGAUAUAUAUAUCUUUUGCUGUAGUGCGUCAGUAGAAAUGAUUACUUUACAUUUUCAAACAUUUAUUUUGUCAUUAUUGUAAUAAUCCAGUAAGAUUUUUGUAUGCACAAGGAGUCUGA
Messenger RNA from Misgurnus anguillicaudatus (oriental weatherfish), 5164 nucleotides. RefSeq names its product leucine rich repeat transmembrane neuronal 2 (gene lrrtm2). The record is from RefSeq and is a predicted model, not a curated record. Gene Ontology annotation, molecular function: protein binding. NCBI's taxonomy places the organism in Eukaryota, Metazoa, Chordata, Actinopteri, Cypriniformes, Cobitidae.